This is a messenger RNA of Gryllus bimaculatus (two-spotted cricket), 929 nucleotides long. The record is from the annotation of a GenBank genome assembly. Lineage: Eukaryota; Metazoa; Arthropoda; Insecta; Orthoptera; Gryllidae.
UCAACGCCAUUCCCUACUACCAACAAAAGUUAUCCACGAGGGCGGGGAGCACUACUUAUUUAGUGGCGGGCGUAUGACUGGGCUGACUAGAGUACUUUGUAGAGUUGGUGAUAAGAACAAGUUACGAAUCUUGAAAAAGUUUUGAAAGCACAUCUUUCCUUACGGUUUAGUGAGAAUAUCGAUUUUGGCUACCCUGUUUUGUAUAGUCAUUUGACAUCAUGGCAGACGUGCUUGAAAGUAUCCUGCUCCUUCUUAUGACAGAAGAAUGUUACGACAAAUUCUUUGUCGAAUUGAACUUCCUAGAUGUACCAUGUCUGAAAGCUGUCAUAAGCAAGGGGCUGGGCCUUGCUAUUAUUGCAGGAUCUGUCAUGGUGAAAGUGCCGCAGAUCACGAAGAUCUUGAACAACAAGAGCGCCGAGGGUAUCAGCAUAUUGAGCGUGCUGCUGGACCUGUUCGCUAUCACCUCGAGCGCCUCCUAUAGCUUCAUCAAGGGCUUUCCUUUCAGCGCGUGGGGCGAGGGGCUGUUCCUGGCGCUGCAGACGGCCGUGAUCGCGGCGCUGGUGCUGCUCUUCUCCGGGUCGAGCGCGCGCGCCGCCGCCUUCGUCGCGUCCUACGUGGCGCUGCUCUUCGUGCUGCUGAGCGGCCUGACGCCCGUCGACGUGCUGUGGUCGCUGCAGGCGCUCAACGUGCCCAUCAUCGUUGCCGGCAAGGAGACGGGCGACUCGGUGCUCGUCAUCACCUACCUGUGCGCCUUCACGGUGAACGCGCUCAUCGCGGCGCAGCUCGUGUACUACUGGAACGCGCCGGCGCCGGCGCCGGGCAAGGCCGGCCGCCCGGCCAAGGCGCCGGCCAAGGCGGCCGCGGCGGCGGCGGCGGCCAACGCGCCCGCCUCGCCCAAGGCCAAGGCGGCGCGCCGCAAGACGGAGUGA